AUGGAUUACCGUAUCAUUAAAGACGAAAAGGUCCAGCAAUGCUCCAUCAACAACUUCAAAUCAGACCUCUCGUUCCUGGAUCCCGCAAAGCCCAUCCAGCCCGCCGAGUUCCUCCUCCGCAGAGACCGUCUCGCGCAGGCCCUCGCCGCCAACAACGUCGACGCCUUCGUUCUUGAGCCGGGCUACACGUUCCAGUACUAUGGCAACAUCUCGCAGCAGGAUUGGGAGCCGUGGGAGCCCGAGGAGCGGCCGUUCCUCAUGCUCAUCAUGCCGCAGACUUCCUCCGACGGCAGCGUUUCCGCAAAGACGGCGUUUUUGUCACCGCAUUUCGAAGAGGGCCGCGUUCGCAUGCUGGGCAUCCCGUCUCGUGACGAAGAGCUGGACAUUGUCAUCUGGGAAGAACACUGGAAUCCGUACACAACGCUCCUCGAAUCGAGGCUCUUCACCGGCAAAGAGUCUCCGACGCUCAUGGCCGACGAGGAAAUCCGCGAUUACAUCGUCCGCGGCCUCGACGGCGCAGGUUUCCGCACCGUCGGCCUCAGCCCCGAAGCAGAGCUCGUCAGACAGCUCAAGACGCCCGCCGAAGUCGAGCUUCUCCGGGCCGUAAACACCGGCACCGUGGCCGCCGUGCGGGCCAUGCGGCCGUGCCUCGUCCCCGGCCUGACGGAGAACGAGGUCACCUCCAUCCUAGACCAGACCAUGCUCUCCAUCGGCUUCGGGCUCUUCUUCAACAUUGUCCUCUUCGAGGAGCACGGCGCACUCCCGCACGGCGGCUUCGUCACGGGCGACAAGAAGCUGACGUAUGACACCAUGGUCGUCAUCGACGUCGGCGCGCACUACCUCGGCUACUCGUCCGACAUUUGCCGCAGCUUCAUGAUUGACGCGCCGUCAGGGAGAACGCACUCCGACCCCUUGCGCGUCGAAAAGGAAAACGUCUGGCGCAUCGUCCUGGACGCGCAGACGGCCGCUGCCAAGGCCAUGAAGCCCAACAACACUGCCGCCAGCGUCGACAUUGCCGCUCGUAUUGUCAUUGAAGAUGCCGGGUAUGGAUAUGGAUUUACGCACCGCUUGGGUCACGGCAUUGGUAUCAAGGCACAUGAGUCUCCGUAUCUGAACAAGUGGAACACUGCUUCGGUGCUCCAAACGGGAAUGACUUUCACAAAUGAGCCGGGAAUCUAUCUAGAGAACAAGUUUGGUGUCAGACACGAGGAUAUUUACCUAGUGAAAGAAGACGGCGAGGCAGAGCUCCUCACGGGUCAACGGGCACGAGGAAUGUAUGAGCCUUGAGAUCGAUAGUUUUAAAGAAAAAUUCAGGGGGUAUCAUUGUAAACUAAUAUCUAGAGAUAUACCAUUUUCUUCUCUCCCGUUAUAUAUAUACAAUGCUUCCCAACAUAGUUGUGUACCAAAACGCUAUGCAAUAUCCCAACUACGCCUCACCCGAUCCUUGAUGCAAAGGGAAGCCGCUCGCAAUCGCAGUACGCGGCAGGUGCUGCAACCACGGCAUAGCUUCGCUGCCGGGGAUAGGAAUGUGGUUCAAACUACAGUCGAUGUAAACAUUCUCAUCCAAGUAAACCCAAUUCGACACCUCCGUCAUGCUCUCCGCCACCACUCCGGGAAACGGCGAGGAACUCAAGGCGGCACAAAGCCAGGACAUUUGCUGGAAGACGUCGCUGAGAGUAUGAAGCCUGGCACUCAGGCUCAUUCUGAUCAUCGAGCCUUCUGUCUCUAUGUGAACGAAUCUCAGGCUAGGCAAAACUGCGCCUUUGCCAUCGC
Molecule: messenger RNA, 1773 nt
Organism: Trichoderma harzianum CBS 226.95
Lineage: Eukaryota; Fungi; Ascomycota; Sordariomycetes; Hypocreales; Hypocreaceae
Exons: 2
Coding region: 1-1287 (428 amino acids)
Source: RefSeq, a predicted model, not a curated record